AUGCUUAAGGGCUCUGGGGCUUAUCCAUCACAGAAUACUGACAACUUCCCAGCAUAUGAUAACUAUCCCAUGGCACACGGCGGCAGUCCUCAGACACGUGGAGGAUACCCGAUGCCACACUAUGACUACCAGAUGCCGCCUAUGCCCGUUCCGUCAGACAAGGGAGCCACUGUCCUACGAGCUCUUCCGGGCUCAAAUAUGACUGCUGCUGAUACGCCAGACUUGGCAUAUUGCAACAUGAUCCUGGAAGCACCAAUACCCCCAACUGCAGAUCAGGUUCCCUGGUUCUGUACCUGCACCCUGUGUAAAGGAGGUAGUAAAGGCCCAAAGGGAUCCAGAGGAGACAGGGGCCUACCAGGUCAACCGGGCAGUCCAGGAAGGAGAGGCCUCACUGGUCCCCCAGGACUUCCAGGUUUCACAGGUCGUCCUGGAAUGAAGGGCCAGAAAGGUGAUGAUGGUGCAAAAGGAGACCAGGGUCCAAUGGGUUUCAUGGGGAUGAAGGGAGAGCAUGGACUCAAAGGUGAUAAAGGGGACAUGGGUGUGGAUGGGAGUCCAGGGGUCCAAGGGCCACCUGGAGAAGCUGGGCAGUGCCCUGCGACAUGUGAAUCUACUCAUGGACCUCCAGGAGAAGUUGGCCUGCCGGGAAUAGUUGGGCCAAGAGGCCUGCCAGGGACUGCGGGAAUGCCUGGGAUGAAAGGCCAGAAAGGAGAUAAGGGCGAGGUUGGUAUGCCUGGCGUCCCAGGCAUAGAUGGACAAAAAGGGGAUCAAGGAGAACAGGGUGUGUGCCACUGCAAGGAUGGGGCCAAAGGUGCUGACGGACAUCAGGGUUCUCCGGGGCUGAGGGGUGAAAAAGGGGAAAUGGGUCCACAGGGACAUGCAGGAGCAGAUGGUCUAAAAGGUGAAAAAGGAGAUGUAGGAGUGAACGGUCCUCCUGGCCCCUGCUCUCCUGCCAUUCAGUCAGCUUUCGCAGCAAGACUGGAUCACAUUUAUCCCGUGCCAGAUUUGCCUAUUCCCUUUACUGCGGUCAUUUACAACAUGCAGUUUCACUACAACCCCUUUACGGGUAUUUACAAGGCCCCUGUAAAUGGCACCUAUGUCUUUAGCUAUCAUUUGGUAGUGUUUAGCAGAGUGCUCAGAGUGGGUCUCUUCCACAACUUCAUACCCAUCGUGAAAAGCACUGAGUUGGUCAGUCUUGGUUCAGUCUCUCAACAGGUUGUCCUGCACCUUAGCAUGGGUGAUGAAGUGUGGCUCCAGGUAAGGGACACCACCAGUAAUGGUAUGUAUGCCAACAGUGAGGCCAGUAGCACCUUCUCGGGCUUCCUGCUUUACCCAGACAGCUGUGAUGUACCGUUUUCUCGGGUGCUUCCUCUUGAACCUCUUGUUGGGACAUACGAAUGGGGAGAACUGGAGGCCCCAACCACUCCUGCUCCAUAA
Messenger RNA from Colossoma macropomum (tambaqui), 1434 nucleotides. RefSeq names its product complement C1q and tumor necrosis factor-related protein 9-like. NCBI's taxonomy places the organism in Eukaryota, Metazoa, Chordata, Actinopteri, Characiformes, Serrasalmidae. The transcript is spliced from 4 exons. Gene Ontology annotation, molecular function: protein binding. Bases 1 to 1434 code for a protein of 477 amino acids. The record is from RefSeq and is a predicted model, not a curated record.